AUGUUUCGUAUGGUAAAAGAAUUAAUCGGUCAAGUUGGAGGGAUCACGAUGGUUCGCCCUCAAGUGACCCGGGCGAUGGAGUUCAGCAGUUCCCGAAUCACACAUCAUCAUUCCGGAAAAAGUGGGGAUUGCAAACAGAAGGCAUGCCAAGACCGUGCCGCGGCAGAAGUCGGCACCGACAAAUCGGUGAUGGUUUCGAGUCCACGUAUGUGGCGUCCCUGUCCGGAACCUCCCAAACCGCGGGCCUUUAGCUGCAACGAAAUGAGUAUCCUGGAAAUGCCGCGUCGAAAGCGAGAACCGGUGCUGAGGAAACUCAGCUGCACCUCGCCCGCCCCAAGUAUGGAAGCACCGGAGUGCAUCAAAAUUAAGGAAGACCUCUGUAUGCGGGUUCAGGUGCCGGGUUGUGGCAAGGUAAAGAUUCCACCAAAAUGCGACGCCCCGCUCCCUGCGAGAGACUGCAAGAGACAAAUACCGCCGGUGCCUGCCUUCUCAGAAGGCUACAAGAACCCCUUCCCACCGCUACCCAUAUCGGAAUGUUUGUGCUAUGCAGCGCGCAGUGUGUGCUGAGAUGUGGUUUGACGAAUAUUUGAAAUUCCAGUGCAACGUAUUACUAUACUCUGCCACACUUUUGCUAUGAGCAAUAAAAUCGGAACAAAGAGAGUAUUGAAUGAUUUCUUAUAUUUUUAUUAGCUUGCAAUCUGCAUGAACUUUGGUUAGCGUUGAUGAGGUUACUUUUUUCUAGAUAGUAUAUUGGAUAUCUUCAAUGCAUGUGUAUUAUCGAGCUAGGUUUGCUAUAAUCAAUUUUAUUAUGUAGUUAGUCAUGAAGCAGCAAAUUCUUGAU
Molecule: messenger RNA, 841 nt
Organism: Anopheles darlingi
Lineage: Eukaryota; Metazoa; Arthropoda; Insecta; Diptera; Culicidae
Exons: 1
Coding region: 1-567 (188 amino acids)
Source: RefSeq, a predicted model, not a curated record